Messenger RNA from Girardinichthys multiradiatus, 1808 nucleotides. RefSeq names its product F-box protein 45 (gene fbxo45). The transcript has 3 exons. The coding region runs from base 181 to 1053 and encodes 290 amino acids. The record is from RefSeq and is a predicted model, not a curated record. NCBI's taxonomy places the organism in Eukaryota, Metazoa, Chordata, Actinopteri, Cyprinodontiformes, Goodeidae. Gene Ontology annotation, molecular function: protein binding. Gene Ontology annotation, cellular component: SCF ubiquitin ligase complex; synapse. Gene Ontology annotation, biological process: proteasome-mediated ubiquitin-dependent protein catabolic process; synapse assembly involved in innervation.
CAUCGCUUCUAUUCAGCCAUUGAACUGGGAAGAGCAGGCUGUAUGCUGAUGGUUAAACUGCGACCUGUGUGCGGUUUUACAGUUACAAUGACGCUGUUUUGGUUAUUUUAGGAGUCGUCCUACAGCACGCGGGGAAACUAGUCGGUUGGCCGGUUUCGUCGGUGAGCAGCAGAGACCCAAAUGUCUGUAGCGGCCGCUAGGGGAGGAAGCUCCCCCUGCUUGGGCGCAGCAGCAGCGGCAGCCAGUUGCAGCUCCGCCGGCUCGUCCUACGCUGCCCCGGCGGGGGGAGGCGCAGGGGUGGCCGGGAGGUUGCCAGUUAGAGUGCUGGAGCAUAUUUUCUCCUAUCUGGAGCUAUCUGACCUGAUGCGCUGCUCGUUGGUCAGCUGGCACUGGAACAACAUUCUUGGGGACGAGAACAGCGAGGUGUGGCGCAGCCUCAGCUCUAGGACUCUGAGCGACGAAGCCCUGCGGUCUGAUAUCUUGUGCAACCUGCCCACUUAUAAGGGGAAGCUCAAGGCCUUCCAACAUGCCCUGAGCUCCCAUGACUGCUCCCGCAACGUUUACGUGAAAAAGAACGGCUUCACCCUGCACCGCAACCCUAUAGCCCAGAGUACGGAUGGGGCACGGGGCAAGAUUGGCUUCACAGAGGGCCGGCAUGCCUGGGAGAUCUGGUGGGAAGGCCCCCUCGGCACCGUGGCAGUGAUAGGCAUUGCCACGAAGCGAGCGGCGAUGCAGUGCCAGGGCUAUGUAGCCCUGCUGGGCAGCGAUGAUCAGAGCUGGGGCUGGAACUUGGUCGAUAAUAACCUGCUUCAUAACGGGGAGGUCAACGGAAACUUCCCGCAGUGCAACAAUGCACCCAAAUAUCAGAUUGGGGAGCGAAUACGAGUGAUUCUAGACAUGGACGACAAGACGUUAGCCUUCGAGAGAGGCUUUGAGUUUCUCGGAGUUGCUUUCCGUGGACUGCCGAAAGUCUGCCUGUUUCCUGCCGUCUCCGCAGUGUACGGCAACACUGAAGUCACAAUGGUUUAUCUGGGAAAACCUCUGGACGGUUAGAGGCACAAUAAGCUGUUUCCGCAUUAAACGGAGCAGAACUCUUUUUUUUUUUGUCUGGCCAACAGACACUUUCUGUCAUGAAGUUCGAACGUGACCGAAGCCGAGACAAAACAGACUAAAUAAGGCCGGGCUCUUCUACUACAGCUCAACAUGAACACGAAGGAGGCUGCUCACCUCGUGGAAACGGGAAACAUACUGACCGUCAUAAACACGUUUCUGUAUCAACGUGGAAAGAUUCCACUUUUACAGUUUGGCUGCUGGACUGUUUUACUCACAGGACAGUAGAGCAUAGUUUUAUUUCCUAUAUUUCAGAUCAAUUGUGCUAAAGAAUGAACUAAGACUUUAUUACUGCUUGAAUGAGGCAGAUACUUUAACAUUUUAAGUGAAACAGUACUUGUUAAGACAAACCGUUUGGUGUAUAAGUUAGUUCAAACAACACUCAGUGGAUUAGCCAAAUCAUCCGUUACAUCCAUAUUUGGAUUGCAGUGAGCUGAAACUGAAUCACCAUGACCUGUUGCUAUACUCUGAUAUAAUUAAAAACGGAGGACAAACGGUCAAGUGCAUGAAUGGCAGACACGAUUAUUCCCUAAACAGUAACGGUGCAACUAUGCCUGUCUCAUGACAAUAUGUGAGCGUUUUAAUGUGCUACUGUAGUAUUACAUGUUAUUUAUUUUGUGAUUUUUAUCUCCGGUACUAUAGACACUGUAUGGUUGUAUGGCCUGAAAAAUAAAGUCCUCAUGGUGCCACCAUCAGAA